GUAGGUCCUGUUUUAGGACGAGAUGCAGAACUGUUGAAACACCAGUCUGCUUUGGUUCAUACAAUCAGCUUUUUCAGCUGGGAAACCAUUUCUUCUUCCCUUUUUUUUUUUGGCCGACUUAACUGAACUUAUGAAACCAUGGCAGAAGGAGAGACAGAGUCACCUGGGCCCAAAAAGCGUGGUCCAUAUAUCUCAUCUGUCACUAGCCGGAGUGUGAACUUGAUGAUUCGAGGAGUAGUGCUGUUUUUUAUUGGAGUAUUUCUUGCAUUAGUGUUAAAUUUACUUCAGAUUCAGAGAAAUGUGACACUCUUUCCACCUGAUGUGAUUGCAAGCAUCUUUUCUUCAGCAUGGUGGGUACCGCCGUGCUGUGGCACAGCAUCAGCUGUGAUUGGGUUAUUAUACCCCUGCAUUGACAGGCAUCUAGGAGAACCGCAUAAGUUUAAAAGAGAAUGGUCCAGUGUGAUGCGGUGCGUAGCCGUCUUUGUUGGUAUAAAUCACGCCAGCGCUAAAGUGGAUUUUGAUAACAACAUACAGUUGUCUCUCACUCUGGCUGCACUAUCCAUUGGAUUGUGGUGGACUUUUGAUAGAUCUAGAAGUGGUUUUGGCCUUGGAAUAGGAAUUGCUUUCUUGGCAACUGUGGUCACUCAACUGCUAGUCUAUAAUGGUGUUUAUCAAUAUACAUCUCCAGAUUUUCUCUAUGUUCGUUCUUGGUUACCAUGUAUAUUUUUUGCUGGAGGCAUAACAAUGGGAAACAUUGGGCGACAACUGGCAAUGUAUGAAUGUAAAGUUAUUGCAGAAAAAUCUCAUCAAGAAUGAAGAAGGCAGAAAUAUAUCUUUUGUACAGAAAAGCAAGAUGAAAAAGGCAUGCAAAUGAUAAGAUAGACCAACAAAACUUCGAACUAUAAAAUUGCCAGGAUGCAGUUUUUCCCUUGAUUGGUGUGUGUAUAUACACACACACACACACGCACACACAUAUACAUACACAUAUAUAUACACACAUACAUAUGUUACUGCAAUCUGUGAUUGCUUCAUCUGUAAAUCAAGUACAAGCCUUUAUGUAUUUGACUUAAAUAACUGUAAAAUAUAUAUAUGCUACAUUAAAAGACAUGUUGAUUAAUAGAUGACAUUUUUAAAUUAAUUUUUUAGGUAUACCAUAUAUCGUAUCACAGUAUUGAUGUGCCAAAAUAAUUCUGUUACCGUCAUGCAGACUAUAAGAGUGCUUUGAACAAUUUAUAAAGUUGAUGAAAUAAAAUACGAGG
Budorcas taxicolor (takin) is the source of this 1259-nucleotide messenger RNA. RefSeq names its product insulin induced gene 2 (gene INSIG2). Bases 139 to 816 code for a protein of 225 amino acids. The transcript is spliced from 5 exons. Lineage: Eukaryota; Metazoa; Chordata; Mammalia; Artiodactyla; Bovidae. Gene Ontology annotation, cellular component: endoplasmic reticulum; SREBP-SCAP-Insig complex. The record is from RefSeq and is a predicted model, not a curated record. Gene Ontology annotation, biological process: cholesterol biosynthetic process; cellular response to insulin stimulus; SREBP-SCAP complex retention in endoplasmic reticulum.